AUAUUAUAAAGUGAGCAUGUUCCAAAUAAUGUCAAAGUACAAUAGAUAGAAAUAAAUCGUAUAUUAUACCGGAAUAAUUGCCGGUUUGUAAGAAUUUUUAAUGUCAUUAUCAAGUAAUGUCACAUUAUUAUUUUAUUUUACAUAAAUUUACACUAUAAUUAAUAAAAUCUGAAAUGAUUAAAUAAUCAAAAUGUUUCUUUUUGAUAUGUGGUUAUAUUUUGGCCUUUUAUUUUGGGUAAAUGGACUACGCGAAUACGAAAAGAAAGAUUUAAUUACUCUAAGAGAAGAAGUACGAUCUAUGUUUGAUCAUGCUUAUUCAAGUUAUUUGACAUAUGCUUAUCCUUACGAUGAAUUGCGAUCAUUAAGUUGCGAUGGAUUCGAUACAUGGGGUAGUUUUUCAUUAACACUUAUCGAUGCUUUGGAUACUCUUGCCGUAAUGGGCAAUUUUUCUGAAUUUCGACGUGUAGCAGAAAUUAUAAGUGCAAGAGCAAAUUUUGAAGCUAAUAUUAAUGUAUCUGUAUUUGAAACUAAUAUAAGAGUAGUUGGAGGAUUACUUAGUGCUCAUCUCUUGUCACAUAAAGCAGGCAUUCACUUGGAACCAGGAUGGCCUUGUAAUGGUCCAUUAUUACGUCUUGCUGAAGACAUGGCAAAACGUUUAAUUGCAGCUUUUGACACUCCAACAGGUAUGCCAUAUGGUACUGUUAAUUUGAAAUAUGGAGUACCUGAAGGUGAAACAAGUAUUACUUGUACUGCUGGAAUAGGUACAUUUUUAUUAGAAUUUGGAACAUUGUCCAGAUUAACAGGAGAUCCACUAUAUGAAGAAGUAGCUAUGAAUGCUAUUAAAGCAUUACAUUAUUAUAAAUCAAAUAUUGGAUUAGUAGGUAACCAUGUAGAUGUAUUAACAGGUCAUUGGACAGCUCAAGAUUCUGGAAUUGGUGCAGGAGUUGAUUCUUACUUUGAAUAUUUAGCAAAAGGUACAUUAUUAUUUCAAGAACCACUAUUAGGAACAAUAUUUCAUGAGCACAAAGCGGCUAUUGAAAAAUAUAUUCGCAGAGAAGAUUGGCAUUUAUGGGUUUCUAUGACAAAAGGUCAAGUAACUUUACCAGUAUUUCAAUCUUUGGAUGCAUAUUGGCCUGGAGUAUUAAGUUUAUUUGGUGAAAUUGGAGAUGCUAUGAAAUCAUUACAUAAUUAUCAUCGUGUUUGGAAACAAUUUGGAUUCACACCAGAAUUUUAUAAUAUACCACAAGCUGAAGCAGGUACUAAUAGAGAAGGAUAUCCAUUAAGACCAGAACUCAUAGAAUCAGUUAUGUAUUUAUAUAGAGCAACUGGAGAUCCUUAUUUAAUACAAGUAGGAGUAGAUAUAUUAAGAAGUUUGCAACAUAGUGCUAAAACUACAUGUGGCUAUGCAACUAUUAAUGAUGUUAGAGAUCAUCGAAAAGCUGAUAGAAUGGAAUCUUUUUUUUUGGCAGAGACAACAAAAUAUCUUUAUCUUCUUUUUGAUCCUGAUAAUUUUAUUCAUAAUUCUGGUCAAAAAGGAGAAAUUAUUGAAACACAAUGGGGUCAAUGUAUUAUUGAUGCAGGAGGAUAUAUUUUUAAUACUGAAGCACAUCCUAUUGAUCCUGGAGCACUAUAUUGUUGUCAUAGAAGCCAGAAUUUAUUUUCAGAUCAGAAAGCAACAUUAUGGAAAUUUAUUCCUGUAAAUGAUCAAAAAGAAAAAGAUAAUACAGAACAUAAUAUAUUCCAUUUAAAAAAUAUUAAAAAUGAAAAUAAUGAAGAAUCAAUUGAAAUUGUAAAACUAUCUGAAAUGAGGCAUACUUUUACAAAUGAUAUAGAAAAUAACAUUGAUGAAAAAUCAAUCAAUCCUUUAUCAGCUAUAAAUGGUAAAGUAGAUGAAACUAUAAGAAUAGAAGAAGAUAAAAUAAACAUAAAUAAUCCAGAAGAAGAGUCUUUAAAAGUACAAGUUGCUGCACCUCCCUCAGGAAUUUAUAAAGUUGAUGAUAGUGAAAAUAUUGAUACUUAUGAAACUUAUAGUACUUCUGAUGAACAUUAUUCUACCCCUGCUAUGAUAAACAAUAAUGAAUCAUUUAUUAAACAAAAUAAUAUAAAAUUAAGAUUUGAACCUCAAUUAUUACUUGAAAAUAUUAGAAAAAAAAAUUUAUAUCCAACAAAUAAUACUGCAAAAUUAAAUUAUCAUCUUUUGUCUUGUCAAUCUCAGUCAUUCCUACAGCGAAUAUCGAUUAUAGGAGAAUUUUUUUAA
Apis laboriosa (Himalayan honeybee) is the source of this 2257-nucleotide messenger RNA. RefSeq names its product ER degradation-enhancing alpha-mannosidase-like protein 2 (gene Edem1). Gene Ontology annotation, biological process: mannose trimming involved in glycoprotein ERAD pathway; carbohydrate metabolic process; endoplasmic reticulum mannose trimming. Gene Ontology annotation, molecular function: mannosyl-oligosaccharide 1,2-alpha-mannosidase activity; calcium ion binding. The transcript has a single exon. The record is from RefSeq and is a predicted model, not a curated record. Lineage: Eukaryota; Metazoa; Arthropoda; Insecta; Hymenoptera; Apidae. Bases 191 to 2257 code for a protein of 688 amino acids. Gene Ontology annotation, cellular component: endoplasmic reticulum; membrane.